This is a messenger RNA of Melampsora larici-populina 98AG31, 1470 nucleotides long. RefSeq lists its product as uncharacterized. The coding region runs from base 1 to 1470 and encodes 489 amino acids. Gene Ontology annotation, biological process: iron ion transmembrane transport. The record is from RefSeq and is a predicted model, not a curated record. The transcript is spliced from 5 exons. Gene Ontology annotation, molecular function: iron ion transmembrane transporter activity. Gene Ontology annotation, cellular component: membrane. Lineage: Eukaryota; Fungi; Basidiomycota; Pucciniomycetes; Pucciniales; Melampsoraceae.
AUGUCAUUGUCCACAACCUCCAGCGAAUCUGAUCCCAAUCAACCUGAGUUCCAUCAGGAUGAGAUCGCACUCGACCACCCCAUCGUCUCUAUCACUUAUUCUUUGAUGCUCCAACACCUGUCUAGCGUUGCCACGGAACGCACAGCAGAGUUUGCGAUCUACCUCUUCCUCAUCGGUGUCUAUCCUUUUGAUCUCCUCAAGCCCUCAAUUUAUGGGUUUUGCACCACUGCCUCCACGAUUGUUUUUGCUAGCUCGGUCUGCCGUCUGAUCGAUAUCUGGCCUCGUCUUUAUCUCAUUCGUGUCACCGCUUUUGUUCAAAAAUCAACGGUCGUCCUUGCAUACGCUGCACUGCUUCUCUUGCUCUCAUACAAAUCUCAAUCUGAACCAAAUAAUUUUUUAUAUGGUUUCGUGAUAGUCUCAGGAUGUGCUAUGAGGGUCUCAGACGUAUGUAGAUCAGUGGCAAUCGAGAGGGACUGGCUCGCAUGCAUCUGCCACGACUCAAGUGGAGACCUUACUCGUUUGAACACAUUGAUCAGACGGCUCGAUCUUUCCUGCAAGUUGAUUGCACCCUUGCUGGUCACUCUGCUAUCAUCAACACUGGGUCCGCUGAAGACUUUGACUGCCCUGGCAAGUUUUUCAGUGGCUGGCUUCUUCUUUGAAUUAGCAUGGAUUCAUCGGGUUUGGAAUGCCUUUCCCAUCCUGGCUGAAAAUAACCAAGAAGUCCGACAGAACUCAGAUCAAGAUGAUGUGGAGCUGAGAGUGGGCCAGCCCUCAUCUGCGCGGCGGCUAUGGUAUUGGCUGAGCGACGGAUGUGCACAGUUCUCGAUGGCUUGGAUCAAGUUUGUGAAACUUCCGAUCUUCCCAUCCUCGUUGGCCAUCUCGCUGCUUUACUUUACAGUUCUUUCCUUCGAUGGUAGCAUGAUAGUAUGGCUGAAAACUCAAGCCUACUCUGAUGAGUUAAUCUCUGGGAUGAGAGGAUUGGGAGUGUUGACAGGUUUGAUGGGCACGUUUCUCAUGCCAUGGCUGGAAAGUAAGAUCGGUUUAAUACGUGCGGGUGGUUGGACCAUUUGGCUACAAUUUCUAUGUCUCAUCCCGGUAGUAGUUUCGCUGUAUCUUGAAGACUUGUCAUCUCGCCUGUCCAUGUUGAAACCAGCCUUAUUGUUUGGAGGUAUAGCUCUCUCAAGAACAUUCCUCUGGGCUUUUGAUCUCUGCCAACUCAAACAAUUUCAAAGCUAUCCGACUGCACACACUAUUGCUGGGCUUCAGUACUCUCUUCAAAAUACCUUUGACCUUCUUCGUUUCUUGAUGAUGAUCAGAUUACAUAAACCAUCCGAAUUUAAGCUGGCAGGAGCCCUUAGCUUAGGAUCUGUUUUCUUAGCAAGUGCAUCUUAUUCAAUUUACAUGUGGCGGGAGAGGGGCCAUUUAUUUCAUCUCCAUCGAUUUAUUGACAAGUUCAAAAAGACUGAUUGA